Molecule: messenger RNA, 4292 nt
Organism: Branchiostoma floridae (Florida lancelet)
Lineage: Eukaryota; Metazoa; Chordata; Leptocardii; Amphioxiformes; Branchiostomatidae
Product: cleavage and polyadenylation specificity factor subunit 2-like
Exons: 24
Coding region: 192-3626 (1144 amino acids)
Biological process (GO): mRNA 3'-end processing by stem-loop binding and cleavage
Cellular component (GO): mRNA cleavage and polyadenylation specificity factor complex
Molecular function (GO): RNA binding
Source: RefSeq, a predicted model, not a curated record
CGGUGACUGCUUUACCGACACCCCUCGCAAGGUGUCCUUCCUGCCCACAAUCCCAUGGGAUGAGCAGCGUGAGGAAAAGAAAAAUGGCGACUUGCUGUUGAUGUUUUUUGUGUGUUGAACGAAAACCAUCGUCAUCUGCUUAUCUAGAGAAAGUAUUUCAGCGUUACACCUCCUGUGGUAAGGUAUCCAGUAUGACGUCCAUCCUGAAGCUGACCCCCCUGAGCGGAGUGCAUGAUGAGACCCCCCUGUGUUACCUGCUGCAGUUUGAUGAGUUUCGGUUCCUGUUGGACUGUGGCUGGGACGAGAAGUUCACCAUGAGCUAUGUGGACAACAUGAAGAAGUAUGCCCACCAGAUUUACAUGUAUGCUGUGCUGAUCUCCCACCCAGACCCCCUACACCUGGCGGAGAUAUUCAACACUGUACGAGACGAUGGGAACGUGUUGGUGUCCAUCGAUACGGCAGGCAGAGUGCUGGAGCUGUCACAACUUCUGCUCAGGAGGAAACUCAGGGAUGAGCAGCUCCUCAGUAAGUCUUACCUUAACUAUGUCCAGCUCAGGGGGAAACUCAGGGAUGAGCAGCUCCUCAGUAAGUCUUACCUUAACUAUGUCCAGCUCAGGGGGAAACUCAGGGAUGAGCAGCUCCUCACUCAGGGACGAGCAGCUCCUCAGAGGAAACUCAGGGAUGAGCAGCUCCUCAGUAAGUCUUACCUUAACUAUGUCCAGCUCAGGAGGAAACUCAGGGAUGAGCAGCUCCUCAGUAAGUCUUACCUUAACUAUGUCCAACUCAGGAGGAAACUCAGGGAUGAGCAGCUCCUCAGUAAGUCUUACCUUAACUAUGUCCAACUCAGGAGGAAACUCAGGGAUGAGCAGCUCCUCAGUAAGUCUUACCUUAACUAUGUCCAGCUCAGGAGGAAACUCAGGGAUGAGCAGCUCCUCAGAGGAAACUCAGGGAUGAGCAGCUCCUCACUCAGGGACGAGCAGCUCCUCAGUAAGUCUUACCUUAACUAUGUCCAGCUCAGGAGGAAACUCAGGGAUGAGCAGCUCCUCAGUAAGUCUUACCUUAACUAUGUCCAGCUCAGGGAUGAGCAGCUCCUCAGUAAGUCUUACCUUAACUAUGUCCAGCUCAGGGAUGAGCAGCUCCUCAGUAAGUCUUACCUUAACUAUGUCCAGCUCAGGGACGAGCAGCUCCUCAGUAAGUCUUACCUUAACUAUGUCCAGCUCAGGAGGAAACUCAGGGAUGAGCAGCUCCUCAGUAAGUCUUACCUUAACUAUGUCCAGCUCAGGGAUGAGCAGCUCCUCAGUAAGUCUUACCUUAACUAUGUCCAGCUCAGGGAUGAGCAGCUCCUCAGUAAGUCUUACCUUAACUAUGUCCAGCUCCUCAGUAAGUCUUACCUUAACUAUGUCCAGCUCCUCAGUAAGUCUUACCUUAACUAUGUCCAGCUCAGGAGGAAACUCAGGGAUGAGCAGCUCCUCAGUAAGUCUUACCUUAACUAUGUCCAGCUCCUCAGUAAGUCUUACCUUAACUAUGUCCAGCUCCUCAGUAAGUCUUACCUUAACUAUGUCCAGCUCAGGAGGAAACUCAGGGAUGAGCAGCUCCUCAGUAAGUCUUACCUUAACUAUGUCCAGCUCCUCAGUAAGUCUUACCUUAACUAUGUCCAACUCAGGAGGAAACUCAGGGAUGAGCAGCUCCUCAGUAAGUCUUACCUUAACUAUGUCCAGCUCCUCAGUAAGUCUUACCUUAACUAUGUCCAGCUCCUCAGUAAGUCUUACCUUAACUAUGUCCAGCUCAGGAGGAAACUCAGGGAUGAGCAGCUCCUCAGUAAGUCUUACCUUAACUAUGUCCAGCUCCUCAGUAAGUCUUACCUUAACUAUGUCCAACUCAGGAGGAAACUCAGGGAUGAGCAGCUCCUCAGUAAGUCUUACCUUAACUAUGUCCAGCUCAGGAGGAAACUCAGGGAUGAGCAGCUCCUCAGUAAGUCUUACCUUAACUAUGUCCAACUCAGGAGGAAACUCAGGGACGAGCAGCUCCUCACGGAGAUAUUCAACACUGUACGAGACGAUGGGAACGUGUUGGUGUCCAUCGAUACGGCAGGCAGAGUGCUGGAGCUGUCACAACUUCUGGAGCAAUACUGGCAGAAUGCAGAGACCGGCCUGCAGGCCUACAACUUGUGUCUGCUGAACAACGUAGCCUACAACGUGGUCGAGUUUGCAAAGUCACAGGUGGAGUGGAUGAGUGAUAAGAUCAUGCGUGUGUUUGAGGACAACAGGAACAACCCGUUCCAGUUCAAACACCUGAAGCUGUGUCACAGUCUGAGCGAGCUGCACAAAGUUCCUGAUCCCAAGGUUGUUCUUGCAUCCGUGCCCGAUCUGGAGUCAGGGUUCUCACGGGAGCUGUUCGUGCAGUGGUGUCAGAACCAAAAGAACACUGUGGUGCUGACGUCGCGGCCCGGCCCCGGCACCCUGGGGAGGAUGCUGAUCGACAACCCCAAGAUGAAGACAUUCACCUUACAGGCGAGAAAAAGAGUUCGGCUUGAGGGACCCGAGCUGGAAGAGUACCUGCAGGAAGAGAAGAAAGAAAAGGAAGAGAAAAAGAGAAGAGAAUCAAAGGCAAAGGGAGAUGAGUCGGACACCAGUGAAAGUGAGGAUGAGAUGGAGGUGGAGGGGUCCAGCUUCCCGGGCGGGGUGAAGGGCGUGGCGAAGCAUGAUCUAAUGAUGCAGGCGGAGGGUGGCAGGAAGGGCGGGUUCUUCAAGCAGGCCAAGAAAGCGUACCCCAUGUUCCCCGCACCCGAGGAGAGGGUCAAGUGGGACGACUACGGCGAGAUCAUCAAGCCAGAGGACUACAUGGUUGUAGAAAUGACUCAGGCAGAAGAGGAGAAAGCUAAAGCAGAAGGAGAAGCUGCUGCUCAAGAAGAAUUUGCAGAAGAGCUUACAGACGUCCCGACUAAGAGUAUUGUACAGGAGCUGACUCUGGACAUCAAGCCCAGGACCUGCACCUCAACCUCUGUACAGGUCAUAGUUCACGGUAACAGUGAGUCCACCCUGCUGCUGGCUGAAGUGUGCCGCUCCACGGCGGGGAUGGUCCAGGAAAAGGUCUUCACCCCCCGGCUGAAUGAAACUGUCGAUGCCACCAUGGAGAGCCACAUCUACCAGGUGAAGCUAAAGGACUCUCUGGUGAGCUCUCUGCAGUUCUACAAGGCUCGGGACACGGAGCUGGCCUGGGUGGACGGUCAGCUGGACCUGACCACUCCGGCCACCGACACCUCCGCCCUGCUGGAGGAGGGAGAGGUCCAGGAGAUGGAGGAGGAGGAGGAGCAGAAGAAGAAGGGCAAGUCUGCUAAGGCAGCUGCUGAGGAGUCCAGAGAGACCGUUCCUACCCUGGAGGCCCUGCCUAUCAGCCAGAUCCCAGGCCACGAGGCCGUGUUCAUCAACAAGCCGCGCCUGUCUGACAUCAAGCAGGUUCUGCAGAAGGAGGGAAUCCAGGCCGAGUUCUCAGGGGGGGUGCUCAUCUGUAACAACGUGGUGGCGCUCAAAAGGAACGAAUCUGGGAGGAUCGGGAUGGAGGGCUGCAUAUGUGAGGACUACUACAAAGUGCGCAAGCUGCUGUACGAACAGUACGCCAUCGUCUGAUUGUACCAACACUCGCCGCUUUCCUGUGGCGCUGAAGAAAUUCCACUACUUCAACAUUCAAGAUAUAUCAGUGUCUGUAACAUCUACUAACAUAAUUCUGCCAGUCCACAUACAUGAUUGUAUAUCCCUGGAAAAUGCGUCUAAAGAGAUCUACAAUGCAAUGUCCCCCAAGUACAUGUAUAAUGCUCUCCUGCCUAAAUUGCACAUACCUGGGCAGUGCUGCACUAGAGAUCUCUCAGACACACUGUUUCUCAAAGUGGCAAACAUAUUUAACCUUGGAGAUGUAUCUAUCUGCCACCCUGAAAAUACAUCUUACGAGAUCUGCAAUGCAAGUGUCUCCAAGUCUAUAAUGCUCUACUGCAUAUCUAAUAAACUGUGCAUAUCUGGGGGGUGCUGCACUGCAGACCUUUCAAACACACGUUUUUCAACUUAAUUGAUAUACGUAAACCGACAGUAACAACUGUCUGGAAAAAUGCUCAAAAAAAAAAAGACAUACACCAGAGAAACCAAAAGACAUUGAAUGAAGCCCCUGUAUUAUUUUGACAUCGUCUCUGAAGUUCCUUGAGGCUAUUGUUCAGUUAUUGUUACAGUGAAAAUCUUCUGUUUUAAAAUACAUAGAUUUAGCUUUUGUAAAAAGUGUUGUAAAUAAAUAUUGCAUUUACUGUA